CCAUCCGUAGUCACUUAAAUUAGGUUAACAGUUCAAGUUUGGUCACUGACCGUUAGUCUCCGUUAACUUUUGCUUAUGUGGCGGUCAACUCUUAUAGUUGACCGUUAAAUGAGUGACGUGGCAAUUAAAAUAAUAAUAAAAAAUAAAAUUUAAUUAUUUUUUAUUUUCCACCUAAUUACAAUCCACUAAUCAGAACCCAGAAAUCAAACUAAAAAAAUCGAAGAUCAAAACCUGAAAAUACAUAAUUUCCAUCAACAUGACGAGUUGCUGAUUGACGAUGCCAACAACCGAUGCCACUCUCUUCGGCGUCUCACUUCCCUCCACCGCCAGAUUACCCGACCUGCUUCUCCGGGUCCGGCCUUCUCUCGGUCUCUCGUCUAUGGUGUCCUUCAGGAUGAGGGCCACCAUGAAGGAAACCGCCUCCUCCGGCGCGUACACGGCACCCGCGGCGGAGAUGGGCUUCUACGAUCUGCUUGGGAUACCGGAGUCGGUGAGCUUGAGAGAUAUUAAGUUGGCUUACAAGCACCUGCCCAGGAAGUACCACCCGGACGUCUCGCCGCCGGAUCGGGUCAAGGAGUAUACCCAGAGGUUCAUUCGGGUCCAGGAGGCCUACGAGACGCUGUGGAUCCCAGACAGAGGGCGCUCUACGAUCGGGACAUGGCCAGAGGGCUUCACCUUGCCUUCUCCGCAAGGAGACGGUCCUCAUACCAUGACGACGAGGUAAUUUCAUCUGCAAAAGCUUCUUCCGUUUUUGUUCUUUCUCCUCCCCUGAUUUUCAAAUCUCUGGAAUUGGGGAUAUUUUGGGAUGAAGGAGAAUUGGGCUUACAAUUUCAAAUAUGUUCAGUCUCUUGAAGGAGAGUUUUGCAUAAAUCCGAUUUGGGCUCUGUUUUUCUUUGGAUUGCUCUGUUUUUUUUUACUCUGUUUUUGUGUACAUGGAAAACAGGGGCGACGCUUGGGAAGGAUUGAACAGGCUGGUGAAAACGAUAUCAUUACUUGGAAAAAAUAAAUCCACUUGCAAUAGAAAUGGUUUUCAUGU
This is a messenger RNA of Linum trigynum, 1036 nucleotides long. Lineage: Eukaryota; Viridiplantae; Streptophyta; Magnoliopsida; Malpighiales; Linaceae. The record is from the annotation of a GenBank genome assembly.